AGGUAAUCCUUCCUCACCCUUCACGUCACGAUGAUUGGCGUUUUCCACGAUGGUAUCGAAGAGGCCGUUCGGCACCGUCCGAUCUCCGCCCCGGCCCCAUCACGCUCGUCCAUUAACUCUUAUCCCGUAGUUCAUCUACUGGUUCUAAUGCUGGUUAGAUAUGAAGGGAAAAUCCUCGCUCUAGUUCUACUGCCAAGAUCAAAGCCAUCUCCCGUUUGUUCCUCUCCGUCUCUCUCUCUGACUUUCUGUUACCCUCUUUCUCUCUCGCAUCCACACAACCAGGGUUUUUGAAGCAGCAUUUGGAGAUUUGUAAUGGAAAAUGGGGUGGGGGUUGUUGAUGAGAAUCAUGUGGUGGAGAUGAGUGCUGCGGGGAAUGGGGCUUUUGAUGAGAGAGUGGAGAAAAAGCUUGUGGGUGCGUCCCACGAAUCAAAGGAUUCUGGGGGGGAUGAUGUUUUUGAGGAGGCUGUGGGUACGCUGGAGCAGUUAAGAACCAUUGCCCAGAGUGUUUUUCUUGAUGAAGAUGCGAAGGUUGGGAUGAGUCCUGAUUUGGGGUCUGUGGAGGUGGAAGCGGAGGCGUUUGAGGAGGCAGUUGGGGCUCCGGGAGUGUUUGGAAAUGGAGAAGUGGGAACGGAAGUACCUGAUACAUGUGUUGAUGGAGAGAUGGAGGUUUUGAAGGAUGGGGAAGAGGUGGCUGCAGAGUCUGGUGUGGUUGUUGAGAAGUCUGAAAAUGGGGAUUCAGAAAAUUUAAAUUUAGAGGGAAGAUUGGUUCAUGAAAAAUCAGAAAAUGGGGAUGCUGGUAAAGUCAAGGAGGAGUUUGAUUCUCUUUGUUUAGAUAAGUCUGAUGGAGAGAUUCUGCUUCAAGAUGGUUUAGGUGAAGAAUUGAAGGACAACUUGGCUAAAUCAAGUACUGAACAUCACGAUGCUAAGAUAGUUGACCUGGAAAAUUCUGUGGAUAGGCAUCAAGAUGAUAGAGGUGAGGACACAGGUGACAAUUUGAAUGCCCUGGAUACAGAAUUUCGAUGCGAAGGGGUUGGGGAGGUGAAGGAUGCUUCAGACAUCCCUGAUUCAGGGCUUGGAAAAGAGCGUGGGGAGGUGAAAGAUGCUUCAGCCAUCUCUGAUUUUGGGCUUGGGGGUGUUAAGGUCGAAGAGGUGAAGGAUGCUUCAGCUAAUUUGGUUAUUGAACGUGAAGAGAACAGGAGCAGGGAACAGAAGGAUAUAUCAGGCAUCAUUCAUUCAGGGCAUCCUGAUAAUGGUGGUAUUGUGGAUGAAACUUCGAAUAGCUUGCAUGCUUCUGCCGAGGAAGGGAAAGUGACUUCAGAAAUAGAGAGUGCCUCUUCUGUUGAACAUUCAAAUGUUGAGAAGAAUGAGAAGAUUCAGUGUGGCGUAUCUGAUUUGGGAGCCCAGGAUGUCAAGGGUCCUCAACCUCAGCAUGCUUCUGAAAAUGUUAAAGCUUGCAACAGCAGUUCUGUUGUUGAGGAGCCUAAAAGUGAUGCAGGAAAGGAUGGGGAGAAAAAGCAAAAUGCUGAAGGGAACAGGGAACCAGAAAUCAAGCCUACUGCAGGUAAUGCUUCUUUAUUAGGAAAAUCUGCAAAUCCUUCUCUUCUUCCUGCUCAUCCAGCUGGUCUUGGGCGUGGUGCUCCACUCUUGGAACCUGCACCCCGAGCAGUUCAGCAGCCUCGGGCAAAUGGAUCCGUUUCUCAGGUACAAGCUCAGCUAGUUGAAGAUCCCACAAAUGGGGAGGCUGAAGAAACUGAUGAGACCCGUGAAAAACUCCAGAUGAUACGAGUGAAGUUUCUACGGCUUGCUCAUAGGCUUGGGCAGACUCCCCAUAAUGUUGUUGUAGCUCAGGUCCUGUACAGAUUAGGAUUAGCUGAACAGUUGCGAGGUAGAACCGGUGGUCGUGCUGGAGCUUUUAGCUUUGACCGUGCAAGUGCCAUGGCAGAGCACCUGGAGGCUGCUGGGCAGGAGCCUCUUGAUUUCUCUUGCACUAUUAUGGUUCUUGGAAAAACUGGGGUUGGUAAAAGUGCGACUAUCAAUUCAAUAUUUGAUGAAAUUAAGUUUGGGACGGAUGCUUUUCAAUUGGGAACAAAGAAGGUUCAGGAUGUGGUGGGAACUGUACAGGGGAUUAAGGUACGGGUUAUUGACACUCCAGGGCUUUUACCAUCCUCAUCAGACCGAAGACAGAAUGAGAAGAUCCUUCACUCUGUUAAGCAGUUUAUCAAGAAAUCUCCUCCAGAUAUUGUUUUGUAUCUUGAUAGGUUGGACAUGCCGAGCAGGGAAUUUGGUGACAUGCCACUGUUGCGUACAAUAACUGAAAUAUUUGGACCUUCAAUAUGGUUUAAUGCCAUUGUAGUUCUGACUCAUGCUGCAUCAGCUCCGCCCGAGGGACCGAAUGGUACUGCUCCUAGUUAUGAUAUGUUUGUUACUCAAAGGUCUCAUAUCGUCCAGCAAGCAAUUCGUCAGGCAGCUGGGGAUAUGCGCCUCAUGAAUCCUGUUUCUUUGGUGGAGAACCAUCUGGCAUGCAGAACAAACAGGGCUGGUCAGAGGGUUCUGCCAAAUGGUCAGGUUUGGAAGCCUCAUUUGUUAUUGCUCUCAUUUGCAUCAAAGAUUUUGGCUGAAGCUAAUACACUUCUAAAGUUGCAAGAUAGUCCACCAGGAAGGCCUUUCGCUGCCAGGGCCAGAGCCCCACCUUUACCUUUCCUUCUGUCAUCUCUUCUUCAGUCAAGACCACAGUUGAAACUGCCAGAAGAGCAGUUUGGUGAUGAGGACACUCUAGAUGAAGAUUUGGAUGAAUCUUCAGAUUCAGAGGAUGAAUCAGAAUAUGAUGAAUUGCCACCGUUUAAGCUUUUGACAAAGACCCAGCUGGAAAAGCUCACUAAAGCUCAGAAGAAAGCAUAUUAUGAUGAGCUAGAAUACAGGGAAAAACUUUUUAUGAAGAAACAGCUGAAGGAAGAGAAAAGGCGGAGGAAGAUGAUUAAGAGAAUGGCAGAUCAAGCUAAGGAUUUGCCAGGUGAAUAUACUGAGAAUGUGGAAGAAGAAAGUGGUGGCGCAGCAUCUGUGCCUGUUCCCAUGGCAGAUUUGCCCUUACCUUCUUCUUUUGAUUCUGAUAAUCCCACUCACCGGUAUCGCUAUCUUGAUUCCUCCAACCAGUGGCUUGUGAGACCUGUUCUAGAAACCCAUGGUUGGGAUCACGAUGUUGGCUAUGAAGGCAUAAAUGUAGAAAGAUUGUUUGUGGUUCAGAAUAAAAUGCCGUUAUCUUUUUCUGGUCAGGUUACAAAGGAUAAGAAGGAUGCCAAUCUUCAAAUGGAAGUAGCCAGUUCAAUAAAGCAUGGGGAAGGGAAAGCGACUUUGUUGGGUUUUGAUAUGCAGAGUGUUGGAAAGGACAUGGCUUAUACUUUACGAAGUGAGACCAGGUUUAGUAAUUAUAGACGAAAUAAGGCAACAGCUGGUCUUUCAGUUACGCUAUUGGGUGAUGCCUUAUCAGCUGGAGUGAAACUUGAGGACAAGGUGGUGGUCAAUAAAUCAUUCCAGUUAGUGGUGACUGGUGGUGCCAUGGCUGGUCGUGGGGAUGUUGCCUAUGGUGGUAGUUUGGAGGCUACUUUGAGGGAUAAAGAUUAUCCUUUAGGUCGUUCACUAUCAACUCUUGGGCUCUCUAUUAUGGAUUGGCAUGGAGAUCUUGCCAUUGGAUGCAAUAUACAGUCCCAGAUCCCUAUUGGACGGUCUACGAACAUGAUUGCUCGUGCCAAUUUGAAUAACAGAGGGGCAGGACAGGUCAGCAUCCGCCUGAACAGCUCAGAGCAGCUGCAAAUAGCUUUAAUUGGCCUCAUUCCUCUUUUCAGAAAGCUUCUUGGUCUUCAACAACAAAUUCCGUAUGGACAAUGAUGAAAAAUUGGUUGUAUGAGCUGCAGCAGUUGUGCUAUCAUGGGGAAAACUCUUUAAGUGACCAUCCCUUGAUGGUCACAGGAAAAACUGAGUGAAACCAAACGGCUGCUUUCUUCCUUUUCACAUUGUAGUUUUCCGCUUAGAUUUUCAAAUUUUCUGAUUUUGUUCCUGGUAAGGUUAAUUUUGGACACAGUAGUGCUGUUUUUUUCAGUUAUACCUUUGUCUUUUUUUGCCCUGUUAUAUUCAUAUUGGUGUGGAAAUUGCUCUAUACUUGCAUAGAAGUACUAAUCUGUGCCUUUUUGCUCAA
Molecule: messenger RNA, 4189 nt
Organism: Malania oleifera
Lineage: Eukaryota; Viridiplantae; Streptophyta; Magnoliopsida; Santalales; Ximeniaceae
Product: translocase of chloroplast 120, chloroplastic-like
Exons: 2
Coding region: 313-3882 (1189 amino acids)
Biological process (GO): protein targeting to chloroplast
Cellular component (GO): chloroplast outer membrane
Molecular function (GO): GTP binding; GTPase activity
Source: RefSeq, a predicted model, not a curated record